AUGGCCAAUGCUCGCACGGCAGCGUACGAGGAGAUACUAAAUCCCCAAAUCAUACCGCAGAAUAAGAAAUACCUGUCGACAAUCUCAUCACCACCUGGAUUUGGCCCAAUAACAGCAACAUCGGGGGGAACCUCAUCAACAGCUGCUGCUGCUCCUGCGAUCAAGAAUGACGCUGAUUUGGAUCUUUUAAAGUCGAAAAAAAUAUGGGAGUUGGCCAUUGCGCCGGCAAAAUCAAUGCCCAUGACUCUAUUUAUGAGUUAUAUGGCGGGCAACUCAUUGCAGAUAAUCCCCAUGACCAUGACGUUCAUGCUACUUUGGAACCCCAUCAGGGCCAUCUUCAACGAUACCAACGCCAUGUUCAAGAAUCUACAGGCAAAGAAGAAUCUGAACGAAAUCUUGCUUGCCAAGGUGGUGUUUAUUCUUUUCCAGUUGCUCAACAUGGCAGUCGGGGUUUAUAAAUUAUACAAUAUGGGACUUAUACCUCACCUGGAAGCAGACUGGCUAGCCUGGAAGCAACUAUCACCGGUGAAACAUCGUCUUUACUCUUGA
This is a messenger RNA of Lodderomyces beijingensis, 549 nucleotides long. NCBI's taxonomy places the organism in Eukaryota, Fungi, Ascomycota, Pichiomycetes, Serinales, Debaryomycetaceae. The record is from the annotation of a GenBank genome assembly.